This is a messenger RNA of Danio rerio (zebrafish), 1081 nucleotides long. Lineage: Eukaryota; Metazoa; Chordata; Actinopteri; Cypriniformes; Danionidae. The record is from RefSeq and is a predicted model, not a curated record.
CUAUUUGAAUAUAUAUAUUUUUUCUAGUUUCUUGUUUUAUCUAAAAAGCAGAAAAGAUUUGCUGUCAGAUGCAGAGCGUUCACAGUAGUGUUGAUUAAAACGCAAGAUAUUCAGUUGUUUGAUGAAGAUGAUACAGUAUCCGGAGUUACUGCAUAAAGAACAUGAAAACACGCGAGAUUUACUGCCUUAGAUUUACUGUGGCGAUCUUGUAGAUAUCCCACUGCCUGCUAUAUAUGAACUUACAAUCAAUUUUAGUCAGUUUAAUCUUAUAAAUAUCAAAUGUAACUGUUUGUCAUAGCAGGCUUUGCUUUGGAUUUCACCUCAUUGUUCUGCGGCCUUUUUAAGCGAGGGGCGUGGCCUGUGUGGUGCAGGGCUGGUUUCAGUUAGGUCCUCUAGGCAGAUGUAAACUGUCUCAUUCGGAGAUGGUUUGUUAAUUUAACUGUUACGUCGGGUUUAUACUGCAAGUAAGCAUCAUGUCUGGAAGAGGCAAAGGCGGAAAAGGACUUGGUAAGGGAGGCGCGAAGCGUCACCGCAAAGUUCUACGUGAUAACAUCCAGGGAAUCACCAAACCCGCCAUUCGCCGUCUUGCUCGCCGUGGCGGUGUGAAGCGUAUCUCUGGUCUGAUCUACGAGGAGACUCGUGGGGUGUUGAAGGUGUUCCUGGAGAACGUGAUCCGCGAUGCCGUCACUUACACCGAGCACGCUAAGAGGAAGACCGUCACCGCCAUGGAUGUGGUGUACGCGCUGAAGAGACAGGGACGCACUCUGUACGGCUUCGGUGGAUAAACUGCACAAACAACAACACAACGGCUCUUUUAAGAGCCACACAACAUUUCACUGAAAGAGUCUUAAUUGUUAUAUUGUUAGUUACUUUUAAGUACAAACAUAAUCUGCGCAUGCUAAAUGAUGGGCUAAAAAUCUGCCGAUUUCUGCAUUACUUAGUAAUUACACGUUUAUUAUAGGGGUAUAGUAGUGUUAUAAAUGUUCAUGAUUUGGUUACAAUACAGAUUGUAAAGAAUUAUGUUCUGUCUCAGUGGAUAACGUUAUUUGCUUUGUCUUUCAAUUAAAUGGCUCCAAUUGGA